Molecule: messenger RNA, 1836 nt
Organism: Baudoinia panamericana UAMH 10762
Lineage: Eukaryota; Fungi; Ascomycota; Dothideomycetes; Mycosphaerellales; Teratosphaeriaceae
Exons: 4
Coding region: 1-1836 (611 amino acids)
Biological process (GO): response to xenobiotic stimulus; regulation of DNA-templated transcription; DNA-templated transcription
Molecular function (GO): zinc ion binding; DNA binding; DNA-binding transcription factor activity, RNA polymerase II-specific
Source: RefSeq, a predicted model, not a curated record
AUGGAGCCGCCGCUGCUCAACGGAAGCACCACCUCCCCUCAGGACGACUCGCAUCCCACCGAAAGCAACGACGGCAGUCCCCCCGGCGCCGGCGGCCAGAAGCGCCAACGCGCAAAGCAGGCGUGCGAACCAUGCCGCUUGCGCAAACGCCGCUGCGACGGCAAUCUCCCUUGUAACAUGUGCUCGCAAUUCGAGUAUAAAUGUUACUUUGAGAAGCACCCGCGCAAACGGAGCAAACUCGUCGAGCAGAACGAGGCCCUGCACGAUGGGCUUGUGAAUCAUCAUCAUCAUCAGCAGCAGCAGCAGCAUCAUCAUCAUCCCGCCAGUGUGCGCGAUGACCGGCCCACGCUGGAGGAUGCGACGAAGAUGCGGUCGAUGGAGGCGAAUUCCGGUCUCGCGUUCACGAGACUGCUGGGGUUGAGGUUGGAUCCUAGCUCGGGGCCGAAGUUGUUCACGUUUGCUUGGAACGUCGGAAGUCGCGUGGAUCAGCUGCCUUCGCUGCCGUCGAUCACGGACUUCCUGGCGCAGGAUCAAAUGUACAUGCUUGCGAAGCAUUACUUUCUGAACGUGCACCCGUUGUAUGGCUUUCUGGACCAGAAGUCCGUGAUGGAGCAGCUGGGCUUCCGCUGGGCGAGACCGGACGUCUGUACGCUGCCGGAUCAUUUGUUCGCUGGGAUCGCGGCGAUGGGGAUGCUGUGGUCGGACGGGAGUUUGAACGCCGCAUUGCCACAGAUUGUGGAUUUGGCGAAGCGGUCGCUGGAGGGGACGAGCACGAUGCAGCCGCCGUGUUUGACGGACGUGCAGUCUUGGAUCUUGCGCGUACUGUACCUCCGCUCCACGGACCACCCACACGCGGUUUGGAUGGCUACGUGCACGACCAUGCAUUUGGUGGAGUCGAUAGGGAUUUACCAGGAAACGAGCAACUCCACCCUGCACCCGCACGCCAGAGACCACCUGUAUGACCCCGAAAUCCGACGGCGCGUCUUCUGGGUCGCGCGCAUGCUGAACACUUGGGUCUCGUUCGAAUACGGCCGCACGCGCGUCUGCCUGCGCGGCAUCACCUGCGGCAUGCCGACCGCGCAGGAGAACGACUACACCAACGACUACAUCAACCUGUACAGCAUUUCCUGCUGCCUCGAUCCGGACCGCACCAACCAGGCCGGACAGCAAUGGGAGGACUUCCUCAAGCAGCUCGAGGAUUACGAAGUCCGGCACGACGGUAUCAUGCUCUCCAAAGCCAACCUAGCCCUCUGCGGAUACCGCCGCAUCCGCCUAGCCAACCCCACAAUGUCCUCCGAAAUCACCAACCGCAUCAUCAACAUCGCGCUCAAAGGGCUCGAAGCCGCGCGCCGCAUGGCCGAGCGUCGCAUGCCAUGGUGGCACGUCGGUAAUGUAACAUUCCAAUGCAUCUGCGUCUUCCUCGCCAUGGACUCACGGGAAAGUCUCGCCCACGUCGCGACGGCCAUGCGCACGUUGGAGGAGGUGGUGGAGCGUUUCCACACUGUGGCUAUGCGGGAGGCGCUGAAGACGGCGCGGUUCCUCGUGCGGUUGGGGAAGAAGAGGAAGGAUGAGGAUUCGGUUGUGUUGGGUCAGAGUCUGAGGAAGGAUGGGCUGGAGUGUGACCCGCCGCAGUUGGAGAAUCUGAGGAAUGAGCAGAUGGCGCGGUCGCACAGCAGCAGCAGUCGCCGCAUGGGAAUGGAGGGCACGCCGAUGACGACCAGCAGUGGCGAGGACUGGAAUAUGGAUAUUUUGAAUAAUUCGGAUUUCGACUGGAACUACUUUCUGACGGCCGAUAUGCCUGCGUUUCAGAGUUUUGCGCCGGAAGGGACGAUGUAG